UGGAAGAUUUGCUAGUUUAUCCAGGAUGUUUCUGUUGCGCGUCGUCGCUUUAAUAUGUUCUCUGUUCAUAUUUUGUUUGUUGCGGUUGCACCCGACUUAAGAGCCGCAUGGCUCACAGGGCUAUACCUAAUAAAUCAAACUUGAAUGAAACUUGAAAGGAACACGCAUCUUAAGGAACAGAAGCAGCAGCUUGAGGCACAGAAAGAACUUGAGGAACAGAAGCAGCAGCUUGAGGCACAGAAGGAACUUGAGGAACAGAAGCAACUGAAGAAACAGAAGCAGCUCAAUGAACAGAAGCUACUUAAGAAACAGAAGCAGCUUGAGGAACAAGCAGCUGAAGGAACAGAAGCAGCUCAAUGAACAGAAGCAGCUCAAGGAACAGAAGCAGCUUGAGGAACAGAAGCAGCUGAAGGAAGAGAAGCAGCUGAAGGAACAGAAGCAGCUUGAGGAACAGAAGCAGCUCAAUGAACAGAAGCAGCUCGAGGAACAGAAGCAGCUUAAGGAACAGAAGCAGCUUGAGGAACAGAAGCAGCUCAAUGAACAAGAAAAGCAGCUCAAGGAACAGAAUCAGCUGAAGGAAGAGAAGCAGCUGAAGGAAGAGAAGCAGCUUGAGGAACAGAAGCAGCUCGAGGAACAGAAGCAGCGUGAGGAAUAAAAGCAGCUGACGGAAGAGAAGCAGCUUGAGGAAGAGAAGCAGCUUGAGGAACAGAGGCAGCUUGAGGAAGAGAAGCAGCUUGAGAAACAGAAGCAGCUCAAUGAACAGAGGCAGCUGAAGGAAGAGAAACAGCUGAAGGAACAGACGCAGCUUGAGGAACAGAAGCAGCUUGAGGAACAGAAGCAGCUUGUGGAACAGAAGCAGCUGAAGGAACAGAAGCAGCUCAAUGAACAGAAGCAGCUGAAGGAAGAGAAGCAGCUUGAGAAACAGAAGCAGCUUGAGGAACAGAAGCAGCUUGAGGAACAGAAGCAGCUGAAGGAACAGAAUCAGCUCAAGGAACAGAAGUAGCUGAAGGAACAGAAUCAGCUCAAGGAACAGAAGCAGCUGAAGGAAGAGAAGCAGCUUGAGGAACAGAAGCAGCUUGAGGAACAGAAGCAGCUUGAGGAACAGAAUCAGCUCAAGGAACAGAAUCAGCUGAAGGAAGAGAAGCAGCUGAAGGAAGAGAAGCAGCUUGAGGAACAGAAGCAGCUCAAUGAACAGAAGCUACUUAAGAAACAGAAGCAGCUUGAGGAACAGAAGCAGCUGAAGGAACAGAAGCAGCUUAGGGAACAGAAGCAGCUUGAGGAACAGAAGCAGCUUGAGGAACAGAAGCAGCUGAAGGAAGAGAAGCAGCUGAAGGAACAGAAGCAGCUUAGGGAACAGAAGCAGCUUGAGGAACAGAAGCAGCUGAAGAGAAGCAGCUUGAGGAACAGAAGCAGCUUGAGGAACAGAAGCAGCUGAAGAGAAGUGGCUUGAGGAACAGAAGCAGCUUAGGGAACAGAAGCAGCUUGAGGAACAGAAGCAACUUCAAAAGCCACAGGAGCUGCUCUUUCGUCGAGUCUCAAG
Messenger RNA from Petromyzon marinus (sea lamprey), 1540 nucleotides. NCBI's taxonomy places the organism in Eukaryota, Metazoa, Chordata, Hyperoartia, Petromyzontiformes, Petromyzontidae. The record is from RefSeq and is a predicted model, not a curated record.